This is a messenger RNA of Calliphora vicina (urban bluebottle blowfly), 1585 nucleotides long. RefSeq lists its product as uncharacterized. The coding region runs from base 104 to 1399 and encodes 431 amino acids. NCBI's taxonomy places the organism in Eukaryota, Metazoa, Arthropoda, Insecta, Diptera, Calliphoridae. The transcript has a single exon. The record is from RefSeq and is a predicted model, not a curated record.
GAAAAUAAAACACAUUAUAUUUUAGACAGUUAAACCAAACAGUCAUACAAUUGGCGGCAGUGUAAAACAAAUUAACCAAAAUUCCAAAAAAAUAUUAAUAAAAAUGGCUGCUGUUGUAGAAUUAUCCGCAAACGAUGUGCAGGGUUUGUGUCGCCGCUAUUUUAAGGAUUAUGAAGCCAAAGAACAAGAGCAGCAAGAAAUUGGCCACGAUUUUGACAUCAACUAUUAUAAACUGAAACCCAUAUCAGAAGAUCCUUCGGGAUUUUUAGGCAAUCAUCGUUAUUUGAUAGUGGAGAUCUCCAAGAAAAAUGCUGUCAACCAAGAUUCCGUACAAAAGUUAAGAUUCUUCACCAAAUCUGCACCCAUGGAAAUUGCCUCACGCAUGGAGUAUAUGGAGCAAUUUGGUGUGUUCAAAAAGGAGAUUGCUGUCUAUCGUGAUGUCUUACCCAGGCUGCAAGAGAUUUUUGAGGGUAUAGCUCCCAAGUGUUAUUAUGCAGACAACAAUUGGUUGGUAUUUGAGGAUUUGCAUCAGCAAGGCUACAAAAUGGGCUCCGGAAGAGAUGGUCUCUAUGAUCGUGAACACUUAAAAUGUGCUGUUAAAAAUUUAGCAGCCUUGCAUUCGGCUUCCUUGGUGUAUGAGGUACAACAAAAACAAAAAUUCGAUGAAUUACAUCCUUUGGCUGCCAUAGAAAAUGCUUAUCCUAAAAAUUGUUCCAACGAUCAUGUACGUUUUCAAAAUUUUAGCAACGGCGUCCAAGUAUUUAAGGAACUGAUUAAACAAAUGCCCAAAUAUCAAAAUAACUUGGACUUUAUACUCUCAAAUAUCCAGAAUAAAAUGCAGCUUAUUUUUAAGCUAGUGCAAACAUCCAAGAAAUAUCAGAAUGUCUUUUCCCAUGGUGAUUUGUGGGCCAACAAUAUUAUGUUCCAGUACAGCAAAUAUGGUGACAUACCCAUACACUCCCGUUUUGUGGACUUUCAAUUGGCUCGCUAUGCACCUCCCAUGAUCGACCUAAUUACCAUUCUAACCAUACCCACUUCCAGGGAAUUCCGCUCGAAAUAUCUCAUGGAACUCAUAGCCGACUAUUAUCAUUUUAUGACCGAAUUCUUAAAACGUGAAAAACUUAACAUUAAAGAUUUCAUCACCGAGGAAGAACUAUAUGCUUCAUUGCAGGAGUUCCGUAUUUGUGGCCUCAUUGAAUCCUGCCUAUUUUCUCAUUUAACCAUAUUACCAUCAGAGUUAACUCAAUGUUUGACUGGCUCCGCAGAUGGUUUUACUGAUUUCUUUGAUCGCAAGCGUGUGGAGAUUUGUUUGAAAGCCUUCCAUACGGAUGAGACUUAUAGAACGAGAUUAACCGACAUGUUGGAAGAUUUAGUUGAUAAUUUUAUUUUAGUGCAGUAACUAUUUAACAAAAUAAAAAUAUACCUUAAUGUAAACAAAAUAAAUUAACAGCUUGUGAGUUUUAAAUUAUUUUAUUGAUAGAUAUUAAGAGAUUGUACUGAGUCAAUAUUUGUAUAGCAAAAGACGAGAGUAACAGAUUGUAAAAUUUAUGGGCUAAAUAAUAAAGAUUUACGUUUUAAUAAUGAA